Molecule: messenger RNA, 243 nt
Organism: Porites evermanni
Lineage: Eukaryota; Metazoa; Cnidaria; Anthozoa; Scleractinia; Poritidae
Source: the annotation of a GenBank genome assembly
AUGUCCAUUGCUAUCGUAACAGUGUAUAUUUUUUGCUGGUUUCCUUACUCUUUAAUCUUUUUAAUCUUACAGCCUCAGGACACUUUCACGCAUUUCUCGUGUAGUUUCUGGAUAUAGUAUGAAGUCGCCAUUUAUAUGACUGACGCGUACUGUGCUAUCAACCCAGUUAUCUGUUUCAUGUUUAGCAGUAAUUACCGAAAAGCUCUUAAAAGACUCAAAAAAUGUUCUUUUGUACGGGCGUAG